AUGAUUCUCGCUCUAACUGAGUUGAUAGGAAAUUUGGCUCGAAAAGGUUACUUGAAAGGAGGAAAACUUGUACGUGUUAGUAAUAAACGUGUGCUAACAUCGUGGUGUAAAGUUAUUCCAGAUCCAACAAAUGAUGAUCAGUUAAAACAAAUUGUUCAGACAUUAAAGCAAGAUUAUGAAAGAACAUCAAAUUUGAUGGCAAAUCAUACACAACUGAUAGGUGCAUUGAAUAAAAUCACGAACAAAAACGUUGGGAACCGUAACAAGAAUGCAAUUCAACCAAACGGUGCGGGUCCUAGUGGUCAAUCGCAAUCGUGUAGUCGCAAUAAAGCAACCUCUCCAGUUCAUGCAGCGAAUAUUACUCGGACACAUGUAAAAGAUCAACAACGAACAAUUUUAGAGCCUCAGAAUACACAAUCAUCAUAA
This is a messenger RNA of Didymodactylos carnosus, 426 nucleotides long. Lineage: Eukaryota; Metazoa; Rotifera; Eurotatoria; Philodinida; Philodinidae. The record is from the annotation of a GenBank genome assembly.